AUGAGGCAGCUGCAAGAAGAUCUACAAAUAAUCCAACAUACAACCAAUAUGGCAGGAUACUUCGUCGGCAUGAUAAAUGAUCUGCUCAGAACUCUAGAAGAUCCCAUAUUUACGCAGAACAAAGAUAAAGACUGGAUAAAACCGAUCGUUGAAAGUUUGGUGAAUGACUGGGAAGGAGUGAAAGAAAACACAGAGCACUUACCAGAUUACUUCGAACAGUGCGAUAUAAUAGUUGAGGAAGCACUCUGGAACAACUGGCCGCCAGCGCGAGAAAUUGGAGAAGAGAAAGUAGCAGAAUAUCAUCAAAUCAAAGCAUAG
Molecule: messenger RNA, 318 nt
Organism: Oikopleura dioica
Lineage: Eukaryota; Metazoa; Chordata; Appendicularia; Copelata; Oikopleuridae
Source: the annotation of a GenBank genome assembly